Messenger RNA from Lasiodiplodia theobromae, 1023 nucleotides. RefSeq names its product Bax inhibitor family protein. Gene Ontology annotation, cellular component: mitochondrial inner membrane. NCBI's taxonomy places the organism in Eukaryota, Fungi, Ascomycota, Dothideomycetes, Botryosphaeriales, Botryosphaeriaceae. Bases 1 to 1023 code for a protein of 340 amino acids. The record is from RefSeq and is a predicted model, not a curated record. The transcript has 3 exons.
AUGGCGUUCAUGCUCCGGCGACCCUUCGCCCUCACGUCUGCUCUGAAGCAGGCGCCCAAAGCCUCUUCAGCCACCAUCCGCGCAUUCCACAACACGCCGCUCAAGUCCGCACCCAAGAGCUUCUUCACCGCAAGGACCGCUGCGCCCUCGCUCGCCGAGUCGAACAAUGUCUUCCGCAACACCUUCCGUGCUUUCCGCCGCAACUAUUCGCAGCAGUCCGCCACCACUUCGAACCCUGAAUUUAGGCAGCGCUUGAUCUAUGGCGCCGGUAUUUUCGGAGGAACUCUUCUGGCUAUCAACCUCAUCUUCAACCGUGAGACCCGCGAAGAUGGCGGCAUGCCGCCCCACGAGCGCAGCUACCUGAACGACACUUUCCUGCACACUGGCCUCGGCGUUGGUAUCAUUGCUCUGGCGGCUCGCACUCUGCACUUCAAUGGAUGGAGCUACAGGCUCAUGUCUGCGAACCCUUGGCUUGUUCUUGGCCUUGGCCUCGUGGGGUCUGUCGGCUCCAUGUACGGCUGCAUGGCUACUCGCCCGGAUAACUACGUCCAGAAGUACGCUCUGUGGGGUCUCUUUAACCUGACCCAGGCCGCUCUCCUCUCGCCGCUUAUGUUCAUGCACCCCGCCCUGCUCGCUCGCGCUGGUCUCUACACCGUCGGUAUGAUGGGCUCCAUCGCUUUCGUCGGCGCGACUGCCAAGCAGGAGAAGUACCUCUACCUCGGUGGUCCUCUCCUCGCUGGCGUCGCCAUUGUUGCUCUCUCCGGUCUCGCUCCCAUGGUCCUGCCUGCCACUGCUGCCCGCACCCUCAUGUGGACCGAGAAUAUCUGGCUCUACGGUGGUCUUGCCGUCUUCGGUGGCUUCACCCUGUACGACGUCCAAAAGGUCCUGCACCAUGCCCGCCUGUCCGAGCGCGGCCUGAUGCAGCGUGAUGCCGUCAACGAGUCCAUCAGCCUUGAGCUUGACUUCAUUAACAUCUUCGUCCGCAUGGUCCAGAUUUUGGGCAUGCAGCAGAGAAGGAAAUAA